Molecule: messenger RNA, 2319 nt
Organism: Pseudo-nitzschia multistriata
Lineage: Eukaryota; Bacillariophyta; Bacillariophyceae; Bacillariales; Bacillariaceae
Source: the annotation of a GenBank genome assembly
CGAAUCUUUUUUUAUAACUCGCAUUGAAUGUGCAUCACGGUGUGCUGCAGAUGAAAAGGGCGAGCAAGCGCCCCUCCGAGUGGCUGAAAUUGCUCUGUAGGGAAUGGGCAGAGACCGACGUAAACCUAGAGUUGAUCGAGACCGUGGACGAUAAAUUCGAAUCCUACAAGCCAUACAUGAAGGGAAAACUUUCGAGCCAACUUCUCUGUCGUCUCUGCAUUCCCUCGGACGGCGAUCGAAAAGAAGUUGGGGAAGCCACCAACAAACCAGACUUUUUGAAGAACGUUCUCGGUAUAGAAGACGACUUUGACAGAGCUUACGUGAUUGCACAAGUCGAACGAUUCUGUGAUUUUUACGAUAUCCGUGGGAUCCGUCAACAGGCCGAAGCGCCGGUUGCGGGGGCAAACGCCAGUGCCGUUGUUAACAAUAACAACAACAGCAACAACAACAAUCGCUUCGUCGUUCCCAACAACGAGGCAACAGCUGCUGCGGCCGCCGCCCUCUACGGUGACAUUGCAAGCCUCACGGACGUUCACCAGCAGGCGAUUGCGGCAGCAGCGGCAGCCACUGCCGCCAACCACCACCUCCCACACCAGUUUUUGACGGCCGAUGCAACCGCGGCAGCCGUAGCGGCCGCGCAGCAAGCCGUCCAGCAACAAGACGGGGAAAGCCAACACCACAAAUCGUCGGCUACGAAACACUCGCACACUGGAAACGGAUCCGAUGGUUCUUCCGCUGGGGCUGCCUCGAGUGGUGCCAUGGCCUUUGCUUCCAACCAACAACACACCAACAAGACGGCCCAGGCCCUCCUGACCAAGGCGCAGCAGCAGGCCAAGUCGGCCGAACGGGCCCUCGAGCACGAGCGCCGCCAGAACGCCAAGCGGGAGCAGCGCCGCCUCUCGCAGGACAAGAAACUGGCGCGGCAGCGCGAUCGGGAGUUUCUACAGAAGCAAAAGCAGGCGGAGAAGCUGGCGCGCGAAAGGGCUCGGGAGGAAAAGAGGACCCGCAAGCUCCUACAGAGGCAGGAACGGGAACGUUUUGCCCAGGAACAAAAGGAGGCCGCUCUUCGAAGGGCCGCGGACCUCGUGGCCUCUAACAGGGUUCCGAUCGAAAUCACCAGGGCGGGGGGGCGAGGACGGGGCCGAAAAUCCAGCGUGGUUCCAAGGAUCAAGUCCAAACCGGGAAGCGGCGGUGAAGGCAACGAAAUGGUGAAAUCCUCCACCGCCCACAACGAUGGAAAUGGUGCCAACCAUUCCAACGGCAGCAACUUAGCGGCGAACGCUGCAGUCGGCCCAAAGAAACGCCAGCGUUCUGCUAUUAUCGUUUCGACGGCGUCCGACUUGGAUCGGAUCGUUACCCACUCUCAAAACUUGUGGGCCAAAUACAACGCUAUUGCCAAGGAACACAACCAAAGGGUGAACUGGAUCACCGUUGCCAAGGAUUUGGGAAUCCACGUGAAGGUUAGAGAAAAAUAUGCACGGAUGCACUCUAGGGCCUGUCAGCGGAACUUCGACUUUGUUGCGAACGGGCACUGGAAAAUCAAGGACCAUCCAGAAAUCUUCCAGGAACCGACUCCGGCAGAGCAGAAGGCUCGAAUGCCUCCGCCCUUGCCACCACCGGUACAAGAGGAUGAGCGAUCACCGGAAGCUGAUCACCAGGCUUUGGGAGCGCAAUCGGUGGCGAUUGUCGAAGAACAUCUUGAGAAGGAGGUAUUGCAACUGAGCAACAACAAUACUAGUGAAAACACGAUGGGAUUGACCAAUGACCAAAACGAGAAUGCAGUUGCUACGAGUAUUGUGAAUGACAACAAUGCUAGGAUCAUUUCGAACGAAAACAAAGUCGCAGCUGUAAGUGGGCACGGGAGUGAAGGGGAAGCGCCCGUGUGUGUAAAGGAAGAAGGUGUCGUCGGGAGGAAUACCAUCACCAAUGUUGUAGUAGGGAACACAAACGGACAACCCACAACGAGUUCCAGUGCUGUUGGUACCGCUCCUUCCCCUAUUCCUCCUCCCCAUGAUCCUUUGGACGCAGCAGCUGCGGCAGCUACGGCAGCUGCUGUGGUGGAUGCCGCAGGAGUGGGUGGAGCGGCCAUUGAUAUGCACCACGUGGCGGCAGUAGCAGCAGCCACCGCAGAAGGAGCGGGUUCCGCCGCUGCUGCAACAGCGGUAACAGUCGGGGGAAGUGAAGACGUCGUUGUCGGAUAUGGUAUAUGACGCAUACCUGCAGCUACAUUGUAUUUUAUUUGUAUGCUGCACAGAAUCAAGCCUAGCCUUCCUCCAUCAGAGAAAAACAAGUGUUAUGAAUUAAAUCAACCAACUUGUG